Messenger RNA from Zasmidium cellare ATCC 36951, 870 nucleotides. RefSeq lists its product as uncharacterized. Bases 1 to 870 code for a protein of 289 amino acids. The record is from RefSeq and is a predicted model, not a curated record. Lineage: Eukaryota; Fungi; Ascomycota; Dothideomycetes; Mycosphaerellales; Mycosphaerellaceae. The transcript is spliced from 2 exons.
AUGUCUUUUCGGCUCAGUGACGAAGACCAACGGAGACUAUGCGAAGAGCUGCGCAAGCUCACCGGCGCGACUAAUCCUCGAUGGGUCGGCUCCCGCAAACGAGGCCGCAAUCACCAACAUGUCAUCACAGCAUCAUUGACCCUUGCUGGAAAUCCCUUGCGUUACUUUUACGGAGUCUUUCUGAAAGGCCAAUGCGCAGAAAACCAGUGGAGCCGCUUCAAGUUCGAGGGCGACGUACAGGACUUCUUGGCGUGGCAUAUGCCUGAGUCUGACCCCUGGUUCUGCGACAUGAAUGGCAGCAGGUACCUCGAAACAUUGAACCAGCCAAGUGAUGAUCCCGAGAUUGAAUUUCCAACGCGCCGCCUACUACUACGGCGCGAUCAAGAGCGCGAGCCGCCUAAGGCUCUCGUCAGUCCGCAUACAAUUGAUGUUUCCUUGGCAUCAACGCCUUCAAAAGACGGCAAGGCCCACAUCUUGCGACUGCCAAGAGAAGUCCGCGACCUGUGCUAUGAUCAUCUGAGACUUGACACCCUAGUGGUCAUCUCCAGGCGAGACCUGACCGUCAUUGGCGGUGCGAAUGCUGGUUUCGUAUUCUACGACACGCCGUUCGAACACCCGAGAACACAGCAUUUGCUUCGAGCUGACGACAGGCUUGGAUACAUCAACCUCAUUCUCGACUUCAAGGGCCAGAAUCGGGGCGACAACGCAGUGCACCAGCUCGAUUUGGCUUACUGUUGCUUUCAAACUAUCUGGACUAGUGAGCAGGAGGCCUUGGAGCAAGAGUUGCCUCCUGUCAAUGCCAAUGAGAUGGGCUUGUGGGUUAUGCCGCUUCUAGGCGCCGGCAAAGAGGGGUCUGGUUCAUCGAAGUAG